GUUCUCGGUUCGACCUCAGCUCAGCCGGGCUGCGCGUUUCCAUAGUUUCGAUUCCUUCGCGUCGCGUCUGCUUCUGUUUCUGCUUUCGCACCCCCGAAAAAAGCUCCGCUUGACCCUGCGGGGCAGAAUUGAGAAGGGCAAAGUUGGUUCGCCCCUUUCCUCGGGAACGCAAAUUUCUCGGUGUCGUUCACGAUCGCGAAUAAAAACCUCCAGCGUGAGACUUUCGGAAAUUGAAUAUCGUCGAACAAAGGCGGACCUGGCGCUGCUGCUGCGGUAGAUGAUUCGACGUAAAUAUUGCGCGGCUUGUCGGCUGGUGAGUGACCCAAAUCAAGGUGCGCAUGCUCUCCGCGCUUCUCUGGGGUGCGUUGUGUAGAAGAAGAAGAGACGUGGGUGGAUGAAUGGACGGACGGACGUUACUUGCGGGGUGUAGUGCACGGAAACCACGAAAAGCAUCCAGACUUCGCUUUUUUUCUCUUCCCCGUUUCAAUUUCGGCACUCGCGCCGCGAAUCUUUCAGGAGUUUGUUCCUGAUUCGGAAGCCACUUGUUCGGUAGCUUCGUUUAUACAUCCUUUUACGCACUAUCGCCGCUCCGACUCUCGUACACGCGCGGAAAUCAAUAUCAGCUGUCCUUGCUUUAUUCCCUGUUGCAUGCAGAGUCCGACCCGUUGAUGCUGCUGCUACUUACAUGGGACGAAACCUUCAUGAAUUGCUGCCCCUUCAUGACGCGGCUAGGGGAGCGAAUGGUCAGCAUGAGCUCGAUGCUCGUGGAAACAGUCAGCAUUAAUUACGAAGAUUUUAACGAAAGUUUUUUAACGUGUGGAACUUGUCUCUGCGUGUACGACGGCAGUGAACACACACCAAAAUUACUACCAUGUUCGCAUACGGUUUGUCUCCAUUGUCUGACAAGGAUCGCUGCGUCACAAACCAGAGAAGCUGGAGCAUUCCGAUGUCCUAUUUGUCGAGAACUGAUCACUAUUCCUCGAGGUGGAGUGCCGGCAUUACCACCAAGUUUUUUGGUUAAUCAGUUGCUCGAUCUCAUGUCCAGGCAGAGGCGCGAGGUCAUCCCUAAAUGUUCGGUCCACAUAAAUCAAGAACUUCUAUUCUGCGAGACCUGUGAUACUGUAUUUUGCACAGUCUGCACUGGCGGCAGCCAUGCUGGCACUUCACCCGGAUGCACGGAACACACUAUUAUUCCUUUUAGUAUCGCCAUUAAACGUAUGUCAGAAAUACUGCUCUACAAAGCGAACGAGUGUAUAUCCAAGUUAACUCAGGCGCAAGACUCGGUCGGCGCUGAGCUCCGACGCCUCGAUACUGCCACAGAGAGAUGCUUGAAUGCUGUCGACACAGAGUUUGCGGAAAUAAUUGCGCGAGUAGAAAGGAGGAAAGUGGAGCUCCGAGCAGCGGUUACCGCAGCGGCAAAAGACAAGAAGCACGUCCUUGAAGAACAGCAUGCACUGAUUGAAGCAGAAAAGAACAAAGUUGAACGAGAGUGCGAAGGUCUUCAGUACCAGGUCGAAGUCCGAAACAUUACUCAAAGAAUUGGGAGCUUGUCAGAUCAAUUGGAUGCAGCCGUAGCUCUUAGUGAACCGAGAGAAAAUGCGUUCAUCACAGCAGAAUUUUUACACAACGAAGCACAUGCGGAAAUAGAAGCUGUGCUUAGUACUUUUGGACGAGUACGUUCAAGCACAACACUACCAGGUUUGUGUAGAGCAAGACUGAAAGAACCUGCAGUUGCUAAGCUGCAGUCAAUAGUUGUGAUAGAAACAGUCGAUUAUCACGGACACCCCAGGAAUGCAGGUGGUGAUCCGAUCAGUGCGGAAUUGACAUUAGCGGAAACAAUUCAAUCGACAAAUUCAACACUUUCCGUUGAAACAGAGAUUAAAGACUUGGAGGAUGGAACAUAUGAAGUAUUGUUUCGACCACCCAGUGCAAGUCGUUACAUUUUGAAAGUGUCUGUUUUCGAACGACCUAUAAAAGAUCACCCUCUUUAUUUUGAUGUAACUGAGCACAAUGAACCUGUUAAAAUGUACGGAAAACGAGGUCACGGAAAAGACGAUUUUCACCAACCAGUUGCUGUAGCGGUUGAUGACGAUGGAACAAUCUAUGUUGUAGACACUGGAAAUUGUCGGAUUACAGUUUUGAACCACGAUCUGGAAUUCCAAAGGCACAUUACUAAUGAAGGAUUGGAAGGACGUAGUUGUACGGGAAUCGCAAUUUCCGAGCAAGGACUUGUAGUGAUAAACUGGAGAACCCGCACAGUUACAGAAAUGACUUCGUUUGGAGAUAUGAUACGAUUCUUUUCAUACAACGGAUUCCAGGAACCUAUAGAUGUUGCUGUGGACAGAAGUUAUGGCCACGUACUAGUAGCCGACAAUGGCCAGAGUUGUGUAUUCGUCUUUGAUUGUGAUGGAAAGAUGUUAUUUCAAGUGGGUAAACGGAAUACAUUUAAAUUGAUAAGUUCAGUGACUGUCGGACCAGCUGGUGAAAUAUUAGUCGCCGAUUCGCGUAUUCAAGUAUUCUCCGCCAAGGGAGAUUUCUCAGAAGAAAUCUACGCUGAAGGUAAAGGGAAAGGAAGAUAUGGAAGCAUUGCAGUAGAUACGGAUGGCAAGAUUGUUGGGUCUCGAUGUGACAAGGGUCGCAGUGUAAUUCACGUGCUAAAACUUGGAGGCGGUACACUGCUAACUGAAAUCGAUUCUCACAGUUCAAAACUAAGGCGUCCUUCAGGUAUCGCGAUACUGCCUAAUCACCAUUUAGUCGUCGUCGACCUCGGAAACGAUUGUGUAAAGAAAUAUCGGUAUUGGUAAAUGCCAUUACACGAAACCGAAAGUAAUUCUCUCGCACGAUGCGAUAAGAUUGCGUGAAAACUCCUACGAAUCCAUUAGAAUCUAAGAUGGUGAGUGUUUGCAGGAUAAUGUUACAUAUGCAUUUAGAAAAAUGCAUAAGAUUACUAGAUUUUAUUCUACUUUCAAAGCCCUGUGUCAAUAAUUUGAUUCAGCAAUCAAUUUUCUGUGUAUAUGGGAAUUGAAUACACAAAAUGCUUAACCUAUAUUUAUCUCGUCGGAGCUUCGUAUCUUGACUCCCUAACUUUCUAGGCUUAAUGUUACGCACAAGUGCUACAAAUGCUACGUGAUGUUUGCCUAAAACUCAACAUUGCUCUGGAGAUAUUCUCAAAAUACUUCUAAACAAUCUUAGAAUAAUUUACGCUUUUUUUCAUAGUAAUUUGCGAAUCCGCACGAAUUUAUUAAUUCAACUGCCAAAGUAAUAAUGAAAUCAAUGAACUGUAACAAUAGGUAACAUACAGUGCCUAUUCAAACAUAAACCUUAUAAAAUCACUCAAUGACUUGUGUGAUUGAAAUCGUAUUUGUUUGAUGUUACAAUACGUUAAUUUCCAAGCAAACAUUGUCCAUCGUCACUGAUGGAUUUUGCCAACAUGUGAACAAUCGUGCAACACUUUUCUGUGAAUCUCUACAAUUAUUAUUUAUUAUUUUCAGUGUUCAUAAGCGAAAUGUUACAGUUCUAUGUACAGCUCUGCUGAGAAUAUCGCUUUCUAAUAAUUAUAGCUUUGUAUUCAGAAGUAAUUUGCACAACGAUCAGGGGUUUAAACAGGAUUCAUUCAGUUAUCCGAUGUUAGUGCCUUACGAAUAUUAAGUAACCUUACUACCCCUGAUAGCCACUAACGAUUCAACAAAUACGGUCUUUUCUAGAUUAUUUUUGCGUGUCAAAAUCUUGACUAAUUGAUAGAUCAAGGAAAUAAACUUGUCCAUGACCCAAACAGAGUGAUACAUUAGUGUAAAGUAACAUGAUAUAUGACAUAUAAUUAUAUAUACAAAUAUAUAAUUUUUUUCUAAAUGAAACUAUAGCUUUAAAUUUGAUUAAAUUAGAAAAACUGAUUUUACGACCGUAACGACGUCUAAUACAUACUUUUGGAUGUAACAAAAAAGUUAUUCUCUCGAUUCAGAGAUUGUAUGUAGUUUCACUCCUGUCCGUGCAACAGGAGAUUACGAAAGCAAUUACCUAUCUAUCAUUGUAGUUGAAAUUAACUGUAUAUAAAACUGGAUUGUAAAACGAAAAUGUUAAUGAAAUCCACUGUGUUUCAUGUAAAAGAAAGGAAGUUUGACAAAUAACAUUCGCCAGAAAGAAUUAAUUUUGGUUCUUUUGACGGUUGAUACGAAAAAAUUGUUGUAAAGUAAAAAAAUUGUUAUUUGUAUGAGAAUUAUGUAUAAAAUGUAUAUAUAUUUUUUCAGUAUUAGGAAAUAGAAAGUGGCUGUUUAUUGUAAACAGAUCUAUAAUCAGAACGAAACGGCUCUUGGUUAUAGAAAGAAUACUGCUCAUUCAUUCACCUUUGCGUAAAUGAUCCAGGAUUUAAUGUAAAUUUACGUGAAUAUUUCUAUCUCUACAAUUCACAGGCGAAUGAAAAUUGUUUUACUCUUUACUGAUUAUCAUAAGCGAUGGUAAAAAUGCAUUUAAUAGCAUUUGAAACAUUCGUGUUGAACAUCUUGUUUUUGUUAAAAUUGACUGCAAAGAACUUGUUUAACGUUUUCUCGUCUUGAGUAAUUUGCCACUAUUAUUUCAUAUAAUUAUUUUUCGAGUCCAUUGGCAUUUGAUUAAACACGUUACUCAUAUAUUAGACAGUACAAAAAAUUGCAUUUAAAUACACGCAUUUUAACUUUGUUUACUAUUCGCAAUGCAAUGAUAACCGAAAAAGCAAAAAUUUUAGUUUCUGUUCAUGCCACGUGAACUAAAUAAAAUGUUGAAGUAAUUUACGUGUGAAUUGAAGUAAAAUGGUGGUUAACUAAUAUUUAAGUUAACUAACUAUAAGUCACGUGGCAUUUUAGUAAACUUAUUAUAAGUAGGAGAUGGCAGAGACUCUAGAGUUGAAAAGACUGCUAUCCUAAAACCAUUUUUCAUGGCAGAGUAUUACUUAAAAAUGGUUAUUUAUGGGAGAACCAAAUUCUUAGUCUUUUUUUCACUUUUUGUCACAUUCAUUUUAUAUGCUGAACAUUUAUAUCGUUUUUACACAAUUUCUAUUUAUAAUUAUUAAAUAUUACGUUGUAUUUUGUAGAAUAUAAGUAUUAUUGCCAUUAUUUCCUAUAGCCAUAAAUCCUACGUAACUUAAUCUGUGCGUAGAUAGUAUUAAAAUUUAUUAUUACAAAAUUAAUUGUAAGCAGUCUCUUUCG
Molecule: messenger RNA, 5177 nt
Organism: Neodiprion fabricii
Lineage: Eukaryota; Metazoa; Arthropoda; Insecta; Hymenoptera; Diprionidae
Product: tripartite motif-containing protein 2-like
Exons: 12
Coding region: 669-2804 (711 amino acids)
Biological process (GO): negative regulation of translation; protein polyubiquitination; proteasome-mediated ubiquitin-dependent protein catabolic process
Molecular function (GO): translation repressor activity; protein binding; ubiquitin protein ligase activity
Source: RefSeq, a predicted model, not a curated record